Molecule: messenger RNA, 1815 nt
Organism: Trichophyton verrucosum HKI 0517
Lineage: Eukaryota; Fungi; Ascomycota; Eurotiomycetes; Onygenales; Arthrodermataceae
Exons: 1
Coding region: 1-1815 (604 amino acids)
Source: RefSeq, a predicted model, not a curated record
AUGAGCACUGCAAACUUUGACUGGGGGUUGGUCGGUAUUAUGGCCGAGGUGGACGACGUAGUCCUCCACCAACCCAAUCAACCAUGGCCUAACAGUGCUUUUGUGCUGGGAGGCGGGAUGUUUGCGAGUGAUGCCAAUCUUUUCGCUGUCUUCAAUACUCGAGAGCACAUAAUCGAGGAGUUAACGAGGCUCUUGCAGCAAAUCCAGUCUCUGCGUGUUCAAUCACGUCUGCUGUUGGAACAGCCCGUCCCUGUCGGGUUUUUAGACGUUGUUGCGGCUCAGCUUAUGCCCCAAUGGACAGCACGGGACAUGCCAUCUCCUAUUAGGCAGCUCGUCGAAACCGUGUCAUAUCAGGCUGCCAGCAUCGGCAUCCUGAAUCUCCCUUUUCCAACACGUGAAGCCAUCUAUAGGUUGGUGCUCGAUACCAAGUACACGAUGAAACAAUCCAUCCACCCCGACUGGGUAACCGCAGAGGUCAUUGACGACACGGCGUCUUCGGAUAUCCAAACCGCAUGGAUCUGGUCAAGAUGCCCACGCGUCACGAAAUAUAACAUUCAUCCUGCAAUUUUGCGAGUUAGCCGCCAGAUUUAUCAUGAGACGGUCAUGGUUUUGGGCCGCCAGAACCUGUGGGUUGUUGUAAGCACAUCGGAUACUCGGAUUGCUCAAGGCUUGACGGAGAUGGGCGCCGCCCUCCCAAUUCCGCCUAAUUGGAGGGGCCUUGGCCUGCCUGGAUACUCUCCGUACGUUUACCAUGUGCCAAUUGAGAUGCAUGUCGAAGAAAACCCAAACGUUGCCUUGGCUGAGCAGCAGUUUUUUGUCAUGGCCCUGGACUGCGUGUGGGACCUGGUCGCCUUAAUGAUUUCAUACAGCAGCACCCCUUGGUCCCUGACUGUCCGGCUCAAUGAGACCACUUUCUUCAGUCAUCAACAGAAGCUCGACUGCAUCGCCCGAAUUGUCUAUAUGCUGGAGCCGCUAAGACUCCUCGGGGAGGAUGACUACUCCCGCACUGUGACCUUUUGGUUCCAGAACCGUAUUGCUGGCGAUAGGAUGAUCCGACUGAACCGCCUGCAAAACAGAUUCAGCGCUAUCGAGCUGAUCGGUAUGCUGCGGGAGUACCUAGACCCGUUCAACGCGAAUCUUUGGCAGAUCAACUGGGCCAAGGAAGACUUAAAGAUGGCCGAAUGGGGCUUUUUCUUCAUCCAUGCCAUGAACAAGUACGGCGCCAACGAGCAAUAUGGACGGAUGUGGAGAGACACCCUGUGCAUCGGCCACGCCCGUCUCAUGAUUAUCCGCCUGGCGCAGGGUAAGCUGAUCCUGGCCAAGCACCAUGCCCAGCGCGCCGACGAAGUUGCUGAGUUGCAUCAAGUGACGCUCUGGUGGUGCAAGCCUCUGAUAAGCCGUAUCACUGGGUGGGAUGAUGAAAUUCCCAACAGAGACACCAUCGACGAGGCUCUUCGCGCCAUCUGGUGCCUGUGCUGGAACGAGCGCAAGAGUUGGUUCCAUCUGCUGUGGCAGCAUUAUAAAGGUGCUGAGCAUGAAGCACAUGGGACCAUCGUGUACGCCGUCCACCUGCUCGAGGGUAUCAGAUUGAUCCUGGCCAACACAAACGAAGCCAACGACUUGAAGAAGCAGGCGAAGGUAUUCAACAACCUCAUGUGUAUUCAGGGGACGGGUUUGAACGAUGGCUGCACUCCAGAGCAGAGAGAUUAUCACAAUCUGACAACGAGAAGUGUGAUAAAUGACAGCAGACUGCCUGAUAGUGUCCAACAGCAGAGCAUAGAGGAAGGUGUGAUGCUUUGGCGUCUCAUCGAGUGA